Messenger RNA from Eruca vesicaria subsp. sativa (arugula), 759 nucleotides. The record is from the annotation of a GenBank genome assembly. Lineage: Eukaryota; Viridiplantae; Streptophyta; Magnoliopsida; Brassicales; Brassicaceae.
GGAAAAUAAUGGGAAGCGAACGGAGCUCGAUGGAGAAGAAAAGAAGCAGAGGAGCAAGGAGCGAAGAUCCUUCCUCUUCCGAGGGCGAAGAAAGAGGUAAGAGGCAUAGAGGAAGUGAGAAAGAUGAUGAGAGGAGAAGUAGUAGGAGAAGUGAUAAGAAGAAGGAAAAGAAAUCUCAUAAGCACCACCGAUCAAGUACAUCAAAGAAGUCGAAGGAUGAUAAGCACAAAAAGAAAGGCGCAGAAGGUGACCACAAGCUAAAAGAGGGGAUUCCAGAGCUAUCAAGUGAGGACUACUUCUCUAAGAACAACGAGUUUGCGACUUGGCUGAAAGAGAAGAAGCGCACUUACUUUAAUGAUCUCACGACCGAGUCUGCAAGGGAGUUGUUUUCUCGCUUUGUCAAGGCAUGGAACAGAGGCAAACUUGAGUCCAGAUACUACGAGGGAAUCGCUACUGCCCCACGAACAGCUCACAACUGGAAGAUCAAGCAGAAGUGAAUAAAAGAGAAGAACCAAAACCUUCCUCUGCUUUUGUUCACAGCUAGUUAGUUACCUCUUUUCUUGCUUCUUGUACACUUUGAGGUUGAUGAUACAAUCAAAGCAAUACAGUUUAAAGUUUGUUCUACUUAGAGCUCUUGUUGCGGAACUUGUUAGAUAUAUCAUGAUUGAGAGAGGUGUUUGUAGUUGGUUUUACACAAAUGGCUACACCUAAGUUUGGUGCGUUGGAUUUAAUAUUGGUUUUGAGAUAUGACACUUUUUG